Molecule: messenger RNA, 1869 nt
Organism: Trichosporon asahii var. asahii CBS 2479
Lineage: Eukaryota; Fungi; Basidiomycota; Tremellomycetes; Trichosporonales; Trichosporonaceae
Exons: 6
Coding region: 1-1869 (622 amino acids)
Source: RefSeq, a predicted model, not a curated record
AUGCAAGAGUCCACGCUCCACGCCCGAGCGCCCCCCAUUGCUGGUGCCGCAGAGCCCCUCCAAGCUGCCCAAGCCGAGAAGCAUCAGCACCCAGAGACGCAUCAGACCGGGCAUUCUCAUCCUCCGACCCUCCGCGCGCGUCUUGGUCUCCCAACGCGCCCCGCGUACACCGCGAUGCUGCCCGCUAGCGGCAGCGGCCACGACCGGGCGGCCCAUACCACACCCUCGGCCCAGGAUAUGCCGGUCCACUGCAAAAGUAUAUCAUCCCUCGCAUAUCUCAUUGUCCCUGGCCAACAAUAUCAACGCGUCGCCACUACCGCUGCUCCCCCAUCAGCUUGCAGUCAACAACACACCCCGCGACAACAACAACAACAACUCUGUCACCCCCUUCGCGAUAAGACUAUAGGCAAGAGACGUCCCAACUGCCGCAUACACUAUCGCGCACACGAUCACGCACUCCUCUACUGGGCCACCUUUCCCUUCGCCAAGCCCAUCACUCUCGCCCUCUCGCAUCUAAGCAGCGAGCACGCCGCCUCCUUAUACGGCUCGCCAGCGCAUCACCCUCAAGGCGACACCCAUCUCUGUGCUCCUUUCUUACUCGUCUUCCCCAAAGAAAUGAGCACACCGAUCCUGUCCCCCACCUCGACCGUGGUGUCCUCUUCCUCGCCUCGGUCGAUCACCUCCCCAAGACAACAAGCACGUACAUGCUGCCCUACGCCUCAGCUGUUUGCCACUUCGGCUCGACCUUCGACUUCGACGACCCCGAUCCAAGCGGUUGUCUCAUCUCCGGGUGUCAUCACUGUCAAUGACUUGGUGUCGGCACUCGCUUCCUCCAGCAUUAACAACCACCCCGUCUCGGCCCAGGAUGCGAAAUUGGCCGGUCCUUCUCGCUGCCAGUCGCCCAUGACUCCUAGCGAGAGUAUCCCCAAGAUCCAUCGCCCGCCCAGCAUGACCGGCCCUCCUUCUCCGCCCGACUCUGAGACCGAUAAGCAAGGCCGCCCGGCUGUUGCCGCCCUCCCCCCGCUGAUCAAGCCCCGCCGCAGGCUGAACCGCGCAACCCACAGACGCCUCAGCCUGAACCACCAGCGUCAGAGGUCCCUUCCGCCUCCACCGCCUCCACCUCCCACGGCGGUCGCCGUCACGGUGACGCCACCCCACACGCCGAAGCUCAAGACGUCUGACAUGCCCGAGGCACCCGUCAGUGACGCGGAGGUUGUCGAGGUGCGCACCAAGAAGGUUACGGGCAAGAUCGCGAAGGCACGCCGUGUGGUUGCUCCCCGGCUUCCGACAUUGGCCUAUGCCAUGCCCGGACGUAACGGUAAGACCUGGCAGGAGUCCAUCUGCUGCAUCGAACCGUUGGGUGCCUGCAUGGGCGAACAAGCUCCGGGCUCUAGCUUCUGCGCUGAGCACACCUGCACUGGCGUCAACGAAGACAAGACCGGAUGCACGAACCCGGUGUACCACCCGCGGAUGAGCCGCUAUUGCGCCCUGGGCUACCACCACGAGACCGGACGCACCGACCCGCUCUAUGAGGCUGUCAUCAAAGGCCAGGAGCGCACUGUCGACCGCACUGCCCAGCGCAAUGCCGAGAUUGAGUCUGCCCUGGCCUGGUUCGACAAGAAGUUUGGCAAGGUCGUCGACUUCCGAGGCGACGGUCCGGAUCCUGUCUGCCCUCCAGUGUCUACGCCGAUAUCGCAACACCACUCGCGCCUCGACCUCGCCUGGGGUCCGUAUUCCACCGGCCAGGACCGCUACUGGCAGGGGGAGUGGAAGGGGCCGUGGUCUCUUUCACCCAUCCACUUCCGCCCCACUGACGCAUCGCGCACGACCGGAAUGCCGAUGCGAAUGGAGGGCGGCCGCAGUGCGUGA